Molecule: messenger RNA, 5871 nt
Organism: Closterium sp. NIES-67
Lineage: Eukaryota; Viridiplantae; Streptophyta; Zygnematophyceae; Desmidiales; Closteriaceae
Source: the annotation of a GenBank genome assembly
GCCUCAACCUUGCCAGAAGAUCCUGGGGAAUGCCGUGUGUUAGCGAGCUUCCGAAGCCACUGAAGCACUUCAUCAUAGUACACUGGUAGCGUCAGUGUUAGCGUGCUGACAGGAGGAAAGAGAUUUCAACGAGAGAAGCGAGGGGCUGCGUGAACGCGAGGAGACGAAAAUCGUGAGUUAGGAUAGGGCGCGUUGAAAGGUCUACGCGGAGUGCUUGCUCCUCCAGCUCCUGCGUUGGCUGGAGUUGCGGUUCUUGUAUGGUACCCUUACCUAGACGUUUCCGUGAGGGGUGAGGUCACGUAAACUAGUGGCGUAUCGUCCAACAAGUGACUGGUGUUCUUUAGGACGUCGAACAGCCUCUCCUAACGUGUUCUUCCCACCGUCGUGAAGCAGCGCCGUUAGUGAGACGCGACGACAUUAUUGAGACGCGACGUCGUUUUUGAGACUCGACGACGACUUGAUUAUGACGCGACGACGUUCCGUAGUCCAACAACCCAUCCGCUCCUCCUUGCGAAAAGGAACGUCAUUUACCUACUAGCUCAUGUGAAAUCCGGCCGGUACCCGUUGUCACUCACACCAUGACGCUACAGCAUCGUUCUCGUUACAGUCAGUCUCGGUACCCGUUGUCGCUCCUCUGCUGCUGCUCUCUUCUCAUCCUCGGCUCAGUCUCAUCUUCCAACGCCGUCCUCGCCCCAUCAAAGAAUCUCGAGCAGCAGCAGAGAGCACCACAGCAGCAGAGAGGACCCGCUGUACAACAGCAACUGCUAGAGCCGUUAGAGCCUAGCUCCCAGCACCAGCUCCUGAGGGAACGGGCCCGGUCGUUACGGGAGAGGCUGGAUGCGGAAAGGACGAACCGCAAAUCGUCCAAGGUCGCCACCAGGCCGACCUUGAGUCAACUCAAGUCCCUUACUGAGGCAUUUCAUAGCGACGAUUGGUGCAGAGGCCUUGCGGAUGGCCACCACGCAGACCCCUUGUCCAGCCCUCCAUACAGUGUCUACUUCCGCUGCUCCAGCCAGGCUCUCGCCGCUCUGCACCACUGUCCACCACACACGCUGUUCGCUGAGGCAGGACUGGGGGAGGUAGCCCUGGGGAAAGCCGGAGAGGAGGAGGGGAAGGAGGGCGCGUGUGUCCCUGAGCAUGAGUUUCGGCGGGUUGCACAGUGGAGGAAAGGCGGUGUCAGCAUGAGCGAGGGUGACGCCAGCUCCGCCUAUCCGUCCGGCGUUCACCGGGUGUCUCUGCAGGAGGUGCUUCCUGUGAGCCGGGCAGUGGGAUUGAAGGCGGAACAGGCAGGAGCGGCAGGGGCAGGAGGGGCAGGAGCGGCAGGGGCAGGAGGGGCAGGAGGGGAAGGAGGGGCAGUGGGAGCGCCAGAGCAAGCAGGAGGUGCGGUUUCACUUCAGCCCUACUCUCCCUCCUCCCCACCGUCCUCCCCUCCGCCCGACCCACAAGCCCUUGUCGAGCUCAACGCGCUCCUCGCGUUCAAGUCCUCCGUACUCGUAUUCAACGACCUUCUGGCAUCCUGGACCGUGCCCCGCUCCGCCACCAAUACCACCGCCGACCCCUACCUCUUCCUCUGCACCUGGCGCUUCGUCACCUGCUCCCCUGCCCGCCCCGGUGUGGCUCAGCGAGUGGUGGGGCUCAGCUUCACCUGGUUCGGCCCGGACCUGGACCAGACGCCCGUGCUCAUGCUCACCCGCAGCUCCGUGGUGCAGGAGAGUUUCAGCAGUGGCGGUGGGGGGAGCGGGGAUGGCACUGGUGGUGGUGAUGUCGGUGGUAGCAGCAGCAGCAGCAGCAGCAGCAGCAGCAGCAGCAGCAGCAUCCCCAGUCUCCCCAGUCUCCCCAGCCUGCCGCUCGUCCCGCAGCAAUUCUCCUCCCUCACUGCCCUCACCAACCUCACCCUCCACAGCAACCGCGACUUCCGAGAAAUGGCCGGGCUCCUAGGCGGAUUCCCCUCCCACCUCGCCUCCUGCUCCUCCCUCCAAGUGCUCUCCCUCUCGGGCCACAGGCUUAUAGGCCCCCUCGCAGACUCCGUCUCCCUCUUCUCCAACCUUCGGCACUUGGAGCUGUCCUAUAAUUUAUUGUCUGGUCCGUUGCCUACUGCCCUGGCCUCCCUUUCCCGCCUCACGAACCUCAACCUGAACGGGAACAAUUUCUCAGGGGAAAUUCCCCUGCAGAUCUCCCGGCUCGGGAAAACCCUCGUGAACCUGAACCUCGGGCAGAACUCCCUUUCGGGCAGCCUGCCCUCCGAGCUCGGGCAGCUAACAAACCUCGGGAACGGCCCCUUCACCUUCCCAUACCCGGGCCUCUACCUCCAACGAAACGUUUUUUCUGGUCCGCUGCCCGAAUCCCUCUCCUCCCUCACUUCCCUUCAAUCCCUAGACCUCUCUUUCAACAGCCUGUCUGGCUCUAUCCCCCAGACAGGCGCGUUCCUCACCUCCUUAACCAAUCUCAUCCUCCUUGACCUAACCAGCAACCAGCUCUCAGGUCCCUUGCCUCUGCAAAACGGCUGUGGCCUUUCCAUGUUCCUCCUCAAGCUUGGCUCCAACAGGUUCACAGGCGGGGUUCCUGCAGACCUCUCGUCCUGCUACAUCCUUUACUCCCUUGACGUGUCUAGCAACCUGCUGUCGGGGCGCCUGCCUUCUGGGUUCUUUGCGUCCCUGGCGGCAACUUCAGUGGGAGAAAUUAGCCUGGCGAACAAUAGCUUCGAGGGGAAUUUACCCUCGGAGGUGGGCGGCAUUGUGUCGCUUUUUCUGCUGGACGCUAGCAGCAACCGACUUUCCGGGAAGCUUCCGGAGCUCAAAUCCUGCCCAUCAAUCAUUUCCCUGGCGAACAAUUCCUUCUCGGGCACUAUUCCGGCAGGGCUCAUCUGCCCGCUCUUAACAAACCUAGAUCUGAGCAACAACUCGCUGUCCGGGGACCUGCCCGAAAUUCUUCUGGGUAGCGCCAGCCGAGCCAAAAAAACCCCACCAGCAUCACCAGCAGCAGCAGCAGCAAUACCAUCAGCAGCAGCAGCAGCAGCAGCACUUCAGCAGGUACCAGACUUUCAAUACCUUUCCCUAAGCUACAACCGGCUCACCGGCCCUCUUCCCCUCACAGGCAAAUGCUCCAAUUUCUCCACCCUCCUCCUCGACUCUAACCUAUUCUCCGGCCCUCUCCACCUCCCCUCCCUCUCCCCCUGCCCUAGACUCCAGACCUUCAACGCCUCCCACAACUCCCUUACAGGCACCCUCGAUACAGUCACAUCCCAGCUUCUCACCUCCCCCAUUUUCACCCUCGGCCUAGCAGGAAACCUCCUGGAAGGUCCCAUUCCAGCCGCCAUCAGAAAUCUGACGUCAGCGCGGGUUAUAGACCUCUCAGAUAAUCAAGUCUCGGGUCCCCUCCCACUGGCACUUAGCUCCCUGGAGCUCCUCCGCUUGCUAAGCGUCAGUGGGAACAACCUUUCCUCUUCCCUCCCGUCAGACCUUGGUUCACUCUCCCUUCUCACCUAUCUUGACGUCAGCAGGAACGCCUUUUCCGGCCCAAUUCCCCCCCAGCUCGCCCCUCCGUUCCUCCACCACCUCCAUUACCUUAACCUCUCCCGAAACCAGUUCUCCAGCUCCAUCCCGUAUGGCUUCUCCACCAGUAAUACCUCAGCCACAGCCCUCGAUUUCUCCUACAACACUCUCUCCGGCCCGAUUCCCUUGAACACCACCACCACUGCCACCACUGGCACCCCCCUCCCUCCAUCCGCGUUACAAGGCAACCCGGAUCUCUGCGGGGGGUUCGGGUACGCUCCCUGCCCCGCCCCUGCUUACGACAGCACGGGGGGGCUGUCGGCAGGGGGGAUUGCGGGGAUUGCAGUGGGGUGCGCAGCGUUCUUCACGGUGGCGCUGCUGCUGCUGUGGGCGUGGCUGUUUGCGCGGCGGCAGCGGCUGCAGAGCCUGGACGGCGGCACGAUGCUGGUGUUUGAGAAGCUGAGCUUUAAGAUGACGGUGCAUGACGUGGUGGACGCCACGGAGGACUUCAGCAACAAGUUCCUGCUGGGGAGGGGAGGCUUUGGAUCCGUGUACAGGGCCACACUUCAAGACGGCAGGACGGUGGCCAUCAAGCGUCUAGCCCUGGGCAGCAGCCAGGGGCAGCGGGAAUUCGAAGCCGAGAUGAACACCCUCGGCAACGUGCGCCACCGCAACCUAGUCGUCCUAGUAGCCGCAUACCUCUCCCCGCCGCCCGCCCAGGAGCGCCUUCUAAUCUACGACUACCUCUCAGGAGGCUCCUUAGACCAGGUCUUAGCCCGCGAGAUGGGUAAAGACUCGCCCAUGCGAAGCUGGGCUGUAAGGAGGAACAUCUUAGAGGGUACGGCUCGGGCGAUGAAGUACCUUCACCAGGACUGCACCCCGGGGAUCAUUCACAGGGAUAUGAAGCCCGCUAAUAUCCUCUUAGACCAGAAUAUGGAGGCGAAAGUGGCGGAUUUUGGGCUGGCGAGGGAGGCGGAUGCGAGCCGGACGCACAUGAGCACGAGCGUGUUUGGGACGGUGGGGUAUUUGGCGCCCGAGUACUCGCAGCGGGGGCGGUUGUCGUUCAAGAGCGACGUGUUUGCGUUCGGCGUGCUCGUGCUGCAAGUGAUUACCGGGAAGCAGCCCACGGAUGGUGACGUGGCGGAACGAGGUCUAGCGAGGUGGGUGGGCAUGCACACUGUAGCCUCGUUCGUCGACGAGAGGAUCGACGACGCCUUGCUGUACGAGGACGAGAUCAUGGGCGUUGUGACCCUUGCGCUGCAGUGCACGCAGACUGUGCCCGCAGACCGGCCCACCAUGGCGGAAGCCCUGGAGGUGCUGGAGAACCUGCAUGCCUUUGCCAAGGGCAUCCGCAUGGGGAUGGAUGCCAAGGAGGUGGAGUGAGGGGGGUGUAUGACUUUAGAGUUAAGAGGGCACAAUAGUGGGGGGGCCACUGGAGGUGCUGGAGAACCUGCACGCGUUUGCCAAGGGGAUUCGCAUGGGGAUGGAUGCCGAGGUGGAGUGAGGGUAGGAGGUUGGGGGAUAAGAGGUGUUUUGGGGAGGUGGAAUGAGGGGGGUGUGUGACUAGAAAGUUAGAGGGCACAAUAGUGGGAGAGGAGACGUCCGUCCUCGCGCCGCAGUGCACGCAGACUGUGCCUGCUGAUAGCCCCACCAUGGCAGAGCCGUGGAGGUGCUGGAGAACCUGCACGCCUUGGCUAACGGGAUUCGCAUGGGGAUGGAUGCGAAGGAGGAGGAGUGAGGGGGGUGUAUGACUUGAAGUCAGAGGGCAAUGUAGGGGGUGAAUUGCUGGAAGUUAGAGGGCACAAUUGCGGGGGAGGUCUUGGCGCUCGAGGGCACAUUAGUGGGGAAGGUCUUGGUAGGUACUGCAGUGCACUCAGACUGUGCCCGUGGCUAAACGGUGGAAGGCAAACAAGCCGGCGCUGGCGGGGAACGCUGUGUGUGUGUCUUGUCUGCACAUCCCAAACGCUGAUGUCUGCCAGGGAUCCGCAUCUGCAAGAGCCCCCACCUGCUAUUGAUCUGUGUUUGUGUAUAAUAGCCUGUAAUUCUCUCUUCCCUCUUCUCUCUCUCCCCCCCCCCCCCCCCCCCCACUCCCCCCCCCACAUGAUUUUAUACAUUGAUGCUAAUAUACCUUGCUCGAGCUAGGAACAUUGGUUUUUAUAAGGGUGGAUUCCUAUGACCUCGCGUCCCACCACCUCACGUCAGACUCAUGUGGUCCUGCGCGGUGCACAGGCUUGAUCUAGCUGUUAAACAAGCUAGAUAAGGAGAGGAGGAUGUCAAACAUGUUUAGUUAUCAUGCUUGUAUAGACUGUAUAGGGUUAUCUUCUAGAGAGUACAACAUUUAGGUAUAUGUUUGUGUACUCUCUCUCACUAUUCAUCAAUU